Aureococcus anophagefferens is the source of this 897-nucleotide messenger RNA. RefSeq lists its product as hypothetical. Gene Ontology annotation, cellular component: cytosol; nucleus. Gene Ontology annotation, biological process: protein dephosphorylation. The record is from RefSeq and is a predicted model, not a curated record. The transcript is spliced from 3 exons. NCBI's taxonomy places the organism in Eukaryota, Pelagophyceae, Pelagomonadales, Pelagomonadaceae. The annotation marks the transcript as partial. Gene Ontology annotation, molecular function: cation binding; protein serine/threonine phosphatase activity.
UACGGCAUGACGUACGCGUUCGUGUCGCAGCGGGGCUACUACCCGCACCAGCUGCGCAAGCCCAACCAGGACGCGUACGUCUGCGCGUCGCUGAACCGCGACGCGAACGCGUACGUGCUCGGCGUCUUCGACGGCCACGGCGCCGAGGGCGACCUCUGCGCCCAGUUCGCCGCGCGCAAGCUCGUCUACUGCCUCGAGCGCGAGAUCACGACGCUGCUGAAGAAGCAGAAGCUCUCGGGGCGGCGCGCGUUCAAGAACUCGAACCUGCUCAUGCACGCGGCGUCCUUCGACACGCAGCUCAGCGGCACGACGGCGGUCUGCUGCCUCGUCGUCGGGACGACGCUCAUCGUGGGCAACGUCGGCGACUCGCGCGCGAUCUUGGGCUACGUGCCCGAGGAGCAGGGCCAGAUCGCGGUCCAGGCGUUGAGCGUGGACCAGACGCCCUACCGGCGCGACGAGCGCGAGCGCGUCAAGCAGUACGGCGCGCGCAUCAUGACCGUGGACCAGGUCGAGGGCCGCGAGAAGCUCCACGAGAACUGGGGCACGCGCCUGGGAGACGAGAUCGACGAGACGGGCGACCCGCCGCGCGUGUGGAACGACACGCUCGAGCGGCCGGGCUGCGCCUUCACGCGGUCCCUGGGGGACAUGAUCGCCGAGCGGCUCGGCGUCGUCGCGGACCCGGAGAUCCACACGCACACGCUCCGCCGCGAGGACAAGUUCGUCGUCGUCGCGUCCGACGGCGUCUUCGAGUUCAUCACGUCCCAGGCGGUGGCCGACAUGGUCGACCGCGUGCGCACGGCGGGCGGCGGGCCCCUCGAGGCCUGCCGGCGCGUCGUCGCGGAGUCGUACCGCCUCUGGCUCCAGUACGAGGUCCGGUCCGACGACAUCACGAUGGUC